This is a messenger RNA of Pecten maximus, 2522 nucleotides long. RefSeq lists its product as uncharacterized. Lineage: Eukaryota; Metazoa; Mollusca; Bivalvia; Pectinida; Pectinidae. The transcript is spliced from 16 exons. The record is from RefSeq and is a predicted model, not a curated record. The coding region runs from base 186 to 2324 and encodes 712 amino acids.
UGAAACGCCGUGUGAUUGUUUAAGGAGAGAAUUGUCAGGAAACGCCUGGAGUUAUCUGAUAAUCUGAGGAUUAAUCACUUGAAAUGACUUUUUCAGGAAAUGUAAUUCACUACAAGAGUUUGCUCGUUUUGAAGGAGUUGCCACCUAAUCUACGAUAAAGCUUAACAAGGACUAAAUUAACCAAGAUGAACACGGGUAUUAUCGGCCUUUUCCUGAUCUUCUUAGUUAAAGGUAUUGCUGGUGAAUGCAUCUACCCGGACUAUUUACAGAGCGGAGUGAUCAAGGGCGAAUUGCAGCCAUGGAAAACAAGAACUUGGUGGAUUAAUGUUCGAGACAAACCGAGAUGGAAAGAACGUGAAGAAAUCUAUGUAGAUGGAUCAAAUAUGUGGUACCAACGUGAAACAGACUAUAUCCCAUGCGAGAAAAAAACUCGCCGCGUUUCUCAAGAAGCGCCUUCCUUUGGAAAGUGUGUUACUCGAACUUUACUAUACAAUCGGACUUGUUUGAUACAAGAAGGUUACAAUAAAUACAGAAUCGUCCAAUAUACUCCGGGAAGGUCCCCAGUGUAUAUAUGUAUGAUGUACAUCAAAAGAAGUGAUACCGUUAUACAGACAUUUCAAGGCCCCAUGCGAGACAAAAAUGUACCUGAUUUGUGCAAUCAACAGCGUAUGAUCCUCGAUAAAUGGCCGUGGAUAGCAACAUGGAAACCACAAGGAACAGAUUGUCCAAUCAGUGGAGGUUUUACAUUUAGAACCAUAAGUAGACUGACGAAUCAGGAUAUCUGCGAAACAGAUUGGCGGAAAUCAAAAUUGGAAAUUGAAUGUAUAAAAGGGGACGGACUUGAUUUUAUAGCUCCAAAAGGAAGCAAAUGCAAUCCGUUCUUAUCACACGGGGAACGCAAACGUCUAUACUGCUGGGCAGGAUGGGAAUAUGGGCAGUAUAUAUACAUGGUAGCAUCGGGUGAAGAGGAAGAUCCCCAGUUCUGUAUUAGGAUACCAAAGAAGCAAGACGGAGAGUUUGUGGCCCUUGUGUACUUCAGUGUUAUUUGUCCCGUGGAAGACGAUGGUCAGCCCCCAACUGGAUUUGACUAUUAUGAACUUCACUUAGAGAGGACGGACCCAAACGUUUGUGAGGACGAAAAUAGAGAAAUGUGUGCGAAAUUUCGAGAAAGGGGUGUAUGUGACAAGCCAAACAACAAAUUCAUCCAACACUGCAAAAAGAGUUGCAAUAUUUGUGAAAAUAGAGCGGAGUUAUUGCAGUUUCAAUGUCAGUUUAACGGGAUUUUACACGGAGAAUGGGUAUUGUAUGACAGAGGAAGGCAUGAACAAAUCCACAUCAACAGUUCCGUGAUGACGUUUUCCCACUUUGGUGCCUUUCACUGCAAGGAAAGAACGCAUGAAGAACGAAAAUAUAAACUCAUCUCGGUUUUUGACAAUGGAUGUACCAAGCGAUACACCUGCAUAGAACUAAAUAGAAGGAACAACAAUAUCCUGCAAUAUAGAAUCAGCCAUAGUCUCCGACAUGAUGAAGAAUUCACUGAGAUGUGUCAGUUUCAUGACGACCCCUAUCCGCUCAUGGAUACAUAUAGAAGUUCCGGCAUGAAAAACCUUAUACUGAACAAACGCCUGUGGGAUCAAUCUUGUGGACUUAAAAGCACUAUACCUUUUAAUGGAACGUUUAAUGGCGAAGAAUGUUUCGGGAACAUAUCUGACUGGGACGAUCAGAGAUGUGCCCAGAGUGGCGUUCUAAAAAUCAGUGCAGAUAAUUGCUUACCCUUAUUAGCCUCAAAACGAAAACAGUACCAGUGCCUUCUGUUUCUUGAGGACCAGGUAGGGCUGUUCGACCACCUGCUGAUCACACGGUCAAUGGAUGGACGUAACGAGUUCAAUUGUUGGGUAAUAUCGCAAUACGCAGGACCAGGAUUCACUUCUCCCUUCCGGGUUGUGUACCAGAUGCCGACACCCCAGUGUUCGUCAUUCUCCAAUGUAUACGUACAUGUAGAUAGACGUCCUAAGGCCACUAUUCAACUUAUCGAUGAUCACAUGUCGCGUAGAUGUAUACCAACAGAAAGGGAAGCACAAAUUAACCGUGAACGGGAGGGCCAAAACGCGUCUGACUUGGAGGCUACAACUGUGGAUGACGGAAAACGUGAAGUAUACAGUAUACACCAGGAGGAUAAUAUAGACGAGACGAUCAUUUCAGUAGCGGGACUAGAAAACAAAAAAACGAGUUCGCUCAGUGGAGCAGUAUCAGUUCAUUUGACUUUCUCUGUUAUGUUUAUGGAAGUUGUAACAUGUGGAAUAAUCUUUAUAAUGAGCUUAUGACAUAUCUUGUGAAAUAUAUUUUUGUUGAUUGCAUGUGCUUUCAAACAUGCAUACUCUCAAACGCAAUAUAAAGUUCUCAGAUUUUCCAACCGAUCUGUUUCUUUAUCUACGAUUUCGGUGCAUCUUUUGUUUUAACCAAACAAAUAACUGGGAUUUUUCGUUUGUUUUUUUUUGUAAUUUUUUGAAAGUUUUAAUCAA